Acipenser ruthenus (sterlet) is the source of this 1664-nucleotide messenger RNA. Its product is annotated as visinin-like protein 1. Gene Ontology annotation, molecular function: calcium ion binding. NCBI's taxonomy places the organism in Eukaryota, Metazoa, Chordata, Actinopteri, Acipenseriformes, Acipenseridae. The transcript is spliced from 4 exons. The record is from RefSeq and is a predicted model, not a curated record. The coding region runs from base 333 to 908 and encodes 191 amino acids.
CGCAAACUCAAACUAGACGAUAUCGCAUAAUCACGUUUCUCCGCAAAAAGACAAGCAAGUAGAUGAAAUAAAUGCAUGAUGCACAUGGUCUGACGCCGAGUUCCUAUUGAACCUCGAUCGUCACUCAAAUCUAAGGCUAGAGUUGGAUCGGUCCCUGCUGCAUCUCUGUUGGAACUGCAUCUGCAAACCUUACCUAUUUUCUGCUUGUACCUUUAGAGCGAACGCUAGGGAUCAUCAGAAUUGGGUAUACUUGAAUUAUAUUAGUUUUGUUCACAUAAAAACAUUUACAGAUCAGACCUCCACUGACUUCGAUUUCGUGCCGCAGAGAAACAAUGGGGAAACAGAACAGCAAACUGGCCCCUGAAGUCAUGGAGGAUCUGGUGAAGAGCACAGAGUUUAAUGAACAUGAACUGAAACAAUGGUACAAGGGAUUUCUAAAGGACUGUCCCAGUGGCAGGCUCAACCUGGAUGAGUUUCAGCAGUUGUAUGUAAAGUUUUUCCCAUAUGGUGAUGCCUCUAAGUUUGCCCAGCAUGCCUUCAGAACCUUUGAUAAGAACGCAGAUGGGACCAUUGACUUCAGAGAGUUUAUCUGUGCACUGUCUAUCACAUCACGCGGGAGCUUUGAACAGAAGCUGAACUGGGCUUUUAACAUGUACGAUUUGGACGGAGAUGGAAAAAUUACAAGAGUGGAAAUGCUAGAGAUUAUUGAGGCGAUUUACAAAAUGGUGGGCACUGUCAUCAUGAUGAAAAUGAAUGAGGAUGGCCUGACACCUGAGCAGCGGGUAGACAGGAUUUUCAGUAAGAUGGAUAAGAACAACGAUGAUCAGAUCACACUGGAUGAGUUCAAAGAAGCUGCAAAGAGUGAUCCAUCCAUUGUAUUACUGCUUCAGUGUGACAUUCAGAAAUGAGCUGACGUCAAUACGUUAUGGACUGCACAAAAAGUUAAAUGUUCCAUUCAGUUUGCAGCUAUUUCCACCAAAAUAUUUGCUUGGACUACCUAUAAAUGGACUCGCUUCUUGUGUUUGAAACACUUGUGUGCAUGAGAAUGUCAUUAAAAAAUAUAUAUAUAUAUAUAUAUAUAUAUAUAUAUAUAUAUAUAUAUAUAUAUAUAAAUACUGCCAAAUGUGAAGUGUGCAAAGUUAUUAACAUCAAAUAUUUUUCCUCUGGAGCUUGUGCAUCAGUAAUGUGCUGCGUUGAAUUAUGCUAUUUAUUGUUCUUGUUUACUGAUGCUAGUUAUGUGUUUCUGAGUACUGAGUAAUGUUAAUGAAACUGAAUUCCCAUGGUAAUGUAACUGUUUCUAAUAAACCAUGUAUUCAUUCUUUUAUAAAUUAAAAUUGGAUGGAAAAAGAGAUGGAUUACUGAAUUCAUCAGCUUCCUCCUCUCGAUUGUGCUUGUACUAUUCGUGAAUAUAAAGUAGUUUCUUUGCAUGCCGGUAGGUUUUGACCUAAUACUUUCCUCAUUUGCAUCUUUUAAAAUCCAAACAAGACUAAUCCUUAUCGAAGAAAUUUAGUGCUGAGCCAAUAGGAACUAAACUUCCAUUGCAGUAGGUCCUUCAAUAAAGUACUGUAUUGUUGUUUGGGGUGCAUAUUUGUGAUUCGUUUAACAAUUAUUUAAUACUUGUGGGAGCAUGUUUCCUUAUUAAAAUAUCGAUAUUGCUAAAUUUA